Messenger RNA from Rotaria sordida, 351 nucleotides. The record is from the annotation of a GenBank genome assembly. NCBI's taxonomy places the organism in Eukaryota, Metazoa, Rotifera, Eurotatoria, Philodinida, Philodinidae.
AUGAUGAAUCAAACAAUAAUCAUAGUUAUUCUUAUUGUUAUAAUUUUAUGUAUAGAAUUCGGUCAAGGUCUUAGAUGUUAUCAACAUGACUAUUGUUUAGGUCGAUGUCCAACAUUAAUAUCAAGUACUGUUCAAUGUAAACCAGGUUUAGAUAAAUGUUGGAAAUUUACAUCACCACUUGGUACAAUGCGUGGUUGUGGUGAUCAUCGUUGUAAGAUACAAUUAGAUACAGGUAUAUUUGAUACUGCUAGUGUAUGUUGUUCAAGUGAUCUUUGUAAUUCGAGUAUUCAAAUGAAAAUAACAACAAUAUUUAUUAUAUUAAGCAGCUUGAUUGCUUUUAUUUAUGUGUAG